Messenger RNA from Rattus norvegicus (Norway rat), 9109 nucleotides. RefSeq names its product heart development protein with EGF-like domains 1 (gene Heg1). Gene Ontology annotation, biological process: negative regulation of membrane permeability; protein localization to cell junction; negative regulation of Rho protein signal transduction. The record is from RefSeq and is marked validated. The transcript has 18 exons. Gene Ontology annotation, molecular function: calcium ion binding. Bases 100 to 4344 code for a protein of 1414 amino acids. Gene Ontology annotation, cellular component: cell-cell junction; plasma membrane. Lineage: Eukaryota; Metazoa; Chordata; Mammalia; Rodentia; Muridae.
GCACAACUUUUGCGGCUGAGAGCGCGCUCGCAUCCCGCUCCGCUCGCCGCCGCCCUCCGCCCGGCACCCGGCAUGUGAGCGCGGGCGGCCGCCGCCACCAUGGCCACGCCGCGCGCCCCGCGGUGGCCGCCGCCACCGCUGCUGCUGCUGCUGCUGCUACCGCUGCUGCUGCUGCGGCCCGCCGCCUCCGGGGCGCAGAGCCCGCUUCCCUCCCCGGCCCACCGUACACUCCUCCGGGCCGCGGGGCCGCUUUCGCCGCCUGGCGCUGGACACACGGUCCCCGGGCCCGGCGUCGCGACCCGGCGGGGACGUUCCGGACGUGUCCCCAGAGGCGUGAGCGCGGCCACUGCAAGGAACCAUUGGCCGGAAAGAAACAACACUGAACCCCACAUGGGAUACACCCCCGUUUAUCAGAGUCAAGAGGACCAUCUGGGUUCCAGAAAGGGAGUGACAGCUCAGACUGCCAGAAUGAGUCACAGUUCCUCAGAAGCCCCAGAAAACCCCUCUCUCCUCUCUGAAACAAGUGCUGAGUGGAGGACCAUGUCUUCCGGCAGAGCAGACAUCGCGGCUCUGCAACUCGGAUCCUCGCCCAAGAUCGCCACGGCGCGGACCGCCCCCAGCAGCUUGUCGUCCUUGGAAAACCUUCCUCAGCCACACAGCAGUUCCAGGUCCCAAAGAAGAAUCCCCUCUUCUCAAACAGAGAGUGAAACAUCCCCAGGCUUCCCGGAGAGGACCAGGCAAGAAGGGACUGUGCACACACAAGUGGCUGGCACCUGGGUUUCCAGCCGCACCUCCGUUCCUGCUCUGGAAACUGGGGAGCCAACUGUACUCUCCCAGGAGAGAGAUUCAUCUGGCCAGGAAUACUCCGGGCCACCAUUCUCCUGGACUCAGAGUCACCCUCCUCCUUCAGACCACCCCUCGUCUUCUGGAAGUAUGAGGAAUGGGAAUAACUUCACCGCUCUCCAAAACCCAUCAAUCACCCAGACAAAGAGCAUGCUCAUCACUGACACAUUCACCAAUGGCGUCCCAAGAACGCCCCGGUCUCUGCCUGUCAGUGUGGAGCCUACAAACGAGACAGAGGGCUUCCCCGAGCGCUCCCGACUUGCUAUAACUUCAGUGUCGGUCCACUCUUCGCCCUCUGCGAAGGACUCAAGGACGGACAGCAGACUAACUGAGCAUCUGGGAGAUGGAGAAGGUGCUGAGCUGUUUACAGAAAAUGGAUAUGGCUUCCCAUCUAUACGCUGGCAAAGUGAUGCCCCCUCCUUCGGAGGACACCAGCUCGCCAGCAGCUCCGAAGCAGGAAAUGGAAGGACCGUGCCUCUGACUGAGACUGGGUCUAAGUCAGUCUCCUCCAUUGAUAGUGGAGAGAGCUCAGAACCAUGGUUCCCCGCCAAGAACAGAACAUCUACAGAUAUGGCAGGAAGCUCGGCUUUGCAUCCAGAAGCUGGGGGUCCUUGGGGUUUGACUCAGUCCUCACUCGAUGCACGACAGCCGCAAGGUGGUGCCUCGGGGUUGGGUGGGAGGAGCUACGCAGAGUCUUCAUCUUCUUCAUCUACAUCUUCUUCCGAGAGUCUGGAUUCCCCAGCACCUGGAAGAGCGCAUUCAACUCCGGAAGAUGGUGCGUUGCUAAGCGACAGCUCCGCUCUGGCAGACAGCACUUCGGGGGCGCGCGCUCCUCACACAUCAGCAAUGUUCACCCGGAGCGGGGAGCGCACGCAGCGGUCCCUUGACCUCUCGCGUGCAGCGACCCGCUCUGCACGCCCCACUCCACGCGGGAACGUGACGGAGCACGCUGGCCUGCUAUCCGGGCCACCAACCCUCGGAGUCACUGGACUUAGCUACACUCAAGAGCAUGGCUCAGACGCUGGACAAAGGACUUCCAGCGACCACACAGACCAUGCCUAUGUUCCGUCUACUUUCACCAAAGGAGAACGGACGUUGCUGUCCAUUACAGAUAACACUUCCUACUCGGAGGCCGGCGAGAGCUCAACCUCUUCCAUUAAGAUCUCAGACUCUACACACUUGGACUCUCCUUCUCAGGCUCAGCCUAAGCAAAGUAGCCAGUCCUCCUACAAUGGUGAGCCUGCUCAGUCUUCCACCGAGUCACCGGUUCUGCCUACGUCCAGCCUUCCACCCCACACACCCACCGUUAAUAUGCCAAACACCUCAGUUCUCGAUACCAGCACCGAACCUGUUGAGGACCCAUCUGAUUCAGGGGUGCCUUCAAUGCCGCCCUCACCGUCACAGCCCCAGCCGUUCUCAUCAGCCUUACCGUCAACCGGGUCUCCCAUACAGCAGCUAAAGUCUACCUCUGAGACAGCCACGUCCUCACCGUCAGCUUCACCGGUCUCCUUAAUGGUGUCGACUCUCGUCCCAUAUCCUGUCUCACAGACAACUUUCACACAUCUGUCUUCCACCCUAGCCCCUCACCAGGCAAGGGAGCCACGUGUGACUUCAGUCCAAAUGUCAACGACGGUAGCAGCCGUUGUGUUGAUCCCCAGCAACCAAACCGCAGACCCCAAGAACCAGAGCACCCCACAGCAAGAGAAACCCAUCACAGGAGCUAAGUCACCAAGCUUCGUGUCUCCGCCCACAGACUCUACCAGAGCAGUAACAGUGAGCCUUCCUCCAGGGGCCCCAGGGGCCCCAGCCUUAACAGGGUUCUCCACAGAGCCAGCCCUUCCAGCCACAAGCACCAGCUUAGCCCAGAGGUCUCCAGCUUUGACAUCCACCAUGUCCCAUACUACUACUAACUCUCCUGUGACCAGUCCCAGUACCCCGUCACGUGUAGAAGCUUUGACCCCAGAUCCUGUAGCUGUGCACACUACCCCGAAGAAACAAUACCUCCCAACCAACCCUGAAAUUCUAGUGCCACAAAUCUCAACUAAAGGGGCCAUCACCACAGAAGGGAACCAGGGUUAUACGGAUCCUACCACUCACUCAAUCCCUCUGACCACAUCAACCAUACCAGCAGAAGAAAUGAUCACGGAGAUUGGCCAUGCGGAAGAGUCCAGCCCGGUUUCACAUUUUCUUAGACCGUCUUCACCUCAGACCACAGAUGUUUCCACAGCUGAAAUGUUGACUUUCAAAUAUACCACCUUUGCUGCUCAGAGCACCCUGCAGUCACCAACAGCACUGUCACCUCUAACCCCAGUCCACAGCUGUCCCGUGAACCCUUGUCUUCACGACGGCAAAUGCAUUGUGGACCUCGCCGGUCGUGGGUAUCGAUGUGUGUGCCCGCCUGCCUGGCAAGGGGAGAACUGCAGCGUGGAUGUGAACGAAUGCCACUCCAGCCCCUGUCCUCCCCUGGCCGUGUGCAACAAUACUCAGGGAUCUUUCACCUGCAGAUGCCCAGUCGGGUACCAGUUGGAGAAAGGGAUAUGCAGUCUGGUUAGAACCUUCGUGACCGAGUUUAAGUUAAAGAAGACUUUUCUCAAUACUACUGCAGAAAACCAUUCCAGCACUCACGAACUUGAAAAGGAGCUCGCUCAAACAUUGAACGUAUGUUUUUCAACAUUGCCUGGUUAUAUCCGAACUACAGUCGGGGCGUCUAGAGAGCCCAGUACAGUGGUCAUCUCACUACAAACCACCUUUGUCCUGGCCUCCAAUGUGACGCUGUUUGACCUGGCUGACAGGAUCCAGAAAUACGUCAACUCCUGCAGGUCCUCUGCUGAAGUCUGCCAGCUCUUGGGGUCUCAGAAGCGGGUCUUUCGAGCGGGCAGCUUGUGUAAGCGGAAGAGUCCAGAAUGUGACAAAGAGACCUCCAUCUGCACCGACCUGGAUGGCGUCGCACUGUGUCAAUGCAAAUCUGGCUACUUUCAGUUCAACAAGAUGGAUCACUCUUGCCGAGCCUGUGAAGAUGGAUAUAGGCUUGAAAAUGAAACCUGUAUGAGUUGCCCAUUCGGCCUCGGUGGUCUCAACUGUGGAAACCCCUAUCAGCUCAUCACCGUGGUGAUCGCAGCGGCAGGAGGUGGCCUCCUGCUCAUCCUGGGCCUUGCACUCAUUGUUACCUGUUGUAGAAAGAGUAAAAAUGACAUAAGUAAACUCAUCUUCAAAAGUGGGGACUUCCAAAUGUCCCCAUACGCCGAGUACCCCAAGAAUCCUCGCUCACAGGAGUGGGGCCGGGAAGCCAUUGAGAUGCACGAGAACAACGGAAGCACCAAAAACCUCCUGCAGACGACAGACGUGCGCUCGCCCACAAACGUAAGGAACCCUGAACUUGAACGCAACGGACUGUACCCAGCCUACACUGGAUUGCCCGGAUCAAGGCACUCUUGCAUUUUCCCAGGACAGUAUAACCCAUCUUUCAUCAGCGACGAGAGCAGGAGGAGAGACUACUUCUGAUUCCAGGAGACAGGGGGGUCCCCCGUUUCUCUGAGCCACUUCCCGGAAUGUCUGGCUUGGAAGACUAUACCGGAAGGGAGUAACAUGCACUAGCUCCUCAGAGCCAUGCUUGAGGGGAGUGACCGAGGUGGAAAGGACAGAUGGAUGCGGAACUGCAGGCCACUCAUUCAGCGCUGUUGCUACUGUGAACGUGGUCGUGGGCCAGUACCGAGUCUCUAAAUGCCUGGCACGUAGAACUGGAUGGCUUCCGUAACAGACCACUAGGCUUCACUUCCAGGAUCCAGUUUUCCCCUUGAUUUGCACUUUAAUAGAUUGGGCAGGGAGGCUGCAAUUUGGACACAUUUCCAGACUAUUCCAGAAAGCCUUUCUUUUCCAGGAUAUUUCCACAGGCCUCGGUUUGGUUUGAUUGGCAGCCAGGGGCUGGCACUUAUGUUUUCCUGCCUGGCGCCUUGUGCUAAACAACAGAUGGAGGUCAACGCCACUGUGAUGGCGUGGCCAAGCAGCGCAGAGUAUUUUAAGGUUUCUAGGUUGUCAGUGUUCAUCUCCAUGCCAUAAAUGAGACCGUGGCAUUCGCAAGGCUCAGCACAAAACUUGUUUUAAGUCAAGGGGACACAUAGGCUUUACAAUGUGUUAGUUUUACUUUCCCGAGCAAGUAUGACUAAUCAGGGCAAAACAGCAUUCCUUUGGUUUUCAUUAGAAGCAUCCAGGUGCCCCUUCGUGUGUUCCAGCAGGCAAUGUCAGUCAGGCAGGUCCUACCCGGAGCCAGAGUCUGCAGGCUGUAGUAGGAGAGGCAGUCGCAGGUGUGUCUGAGCUAGUGUCUCACCGCUGGAGGGAAAGCAGUCUGUGUCACAGCAGAGCGUGGCAGAGGAGUGAACCUGACACGUUCCCGAACCCCAGCAGAAACUGGGGGCUCCCCCAAGAAGAAUGGGGAGCUAGGAGGAAGCCACAGGUAAGGGUGCACACCUGCCAGCCUUGGAGCCCAUAAAAUUAUCUGCAAACUCAAUGGAAACUUGUAACCACUUAGAGCUAUUUAUUCACUGAAGAGAGAACUUAAUUUCUCUCACCCAGUCACUGAUACAUCUGUGUUCUUGUGCAGUGUUCCCCUCAAGACUCUGUUAUGGUCUGAGUCAGCUCUGGAGAACUAAAACCUGGCCAGCUAGGGUCUGAGAUCUUGGUUUGGGGGAAGGAAGUUCUGUCUUUUGUUUCUUGUAUUGUGGGAUCCUGGGGGCGGGAGGGCUGUGUGGUGUUCCAUCCCCUGUGGUACCAUCAGCAUGUGGGAUGUCCUGGUUCUGGAUGAGGUGAAGAGGUCGAAGCGUUAUCCCCACCCUGAAGCUGGGGGCUCAGCAGCAUUUAUUUCUGGAAAUGGGACAGCUGUUGGAAAUGGUUCCGUAUGUGUUUCUUUGACGUUCUCUGGUUCCUCCAAAAUUUACAAAGGUUCCCAUCCUCUUUUAAGUAUACACUGUGUCCCAUGGUCUGGUGACAUGUGUCACCGGUGAACUGUCACCAAUCACUCUCACCCCCUACAGCAGGACCAUGAAUCGGGUGCAGAGGAUUUUUAACCAAGUCACAUUCCUUAGUACAGAGGAUUCUGCUGUUCCUGAUUGAUGCUAACUUAAAAGUUGCAAAGCACUGUCUUCUCGAAGCCGGGGGUCUUGUUUGUGUCUCUUUGGGGGAACCAAUGGCCCCUUGUGUUUUUGUGAGCCCCUGUGCUUGCCUUCCCUGAGCCCAGAUUCCUUUCGAGGUAGCCAGGUUCUAUCCCUUCCAGUAGUAUUCAGGCUUGUCCCAAGCCUCAUUGCUGUGGGAAGAGCCAGUGUGAUGGCUGUUCCCAGCCACACGUCUAAUGCCUUCAGCUAGCAUCGCAGCUGGUGAGCACCUGUGUAGGGGGCAGACUCCCAGCUGGGUGAGCACCUGGGUAGGGGGCAGACUCCCAGCUGGGUGAGCACCUGGGUAGGGGGCAGACUCCCAGCUGGUGAGCAGCUAUAUAGGGCCAGGAACUUCCAGCCCUACAGAAUGAAGUGCUCUGUUUCUAGGAAGAAUUCCAACAUCCAGAAAAGAGUCCUGUGAGUUUUCCAAAAAUGCCUGCUGACUCAUGAGUUUGGCCCAAAUAGAGCGGAGUGAAAGUGUUUUUGUUUUGUUCUUUUUUUUUUUUUUUUUUAACUGUGAAAGACACAAGGAGAGCCCCCAAACAAGGGUGCUGUUACACUGGGUCUAUAGUUUGUGGGUGGGGGAGGAGCUUGCAGUAGAAAGGCCUCUGCCCACCAUUGGGAGGAGUGGAGUGUAGGUGCUCUCCUACUUGGGGUUACAUCCAGAAGCUAGCCCAGAGAGGACACCAGCAACCCAUGAGAAAGACAGACAGGAUGAGCCCAUGUCUGGACAUGCAGAGUCUAUGGUUUUACUCAGAGUCUGUCCCCACCCCUAGAACGAAUAAUUCGUGUGCAUAGAAGUGUCACAGUCCUGAAUUGGGGUUCCACGAUGAGGGAAGUGGGCAGAAAGGAAAAGCUACACUGCCUAGGAGAUGCUUGUAUGGGGAAGAUCCAGGCCAGGUAGAACUUGUCUACCGUGGGGCAUUCAGGAACAGGGCUAAGAAAAGGGUUUUUCUGGAGCUGGCCUGAGCAUUGUAUAAACUCCAAGGGUUUUUGAUUUUGUUGUUGUUUGUUGUUUGAUUUUUUUUCUUUCUGCUUCAUGUGUUCCCACCAUGGGCCAGGCUUUAUGCAAGGUAUCUGGCCUUACAGCACCUGUGUUAGCCAAUGAUGAACAUCCAGAGAAGAGGCAUGGGAAUGUAGCUUCGAUGGCAGAGUGCUUGCCUAGCAGGUACAGAGCCCUGAGUUUUAUCCUCAGGACCGCAUAAACAGGGUGCAGUGGUACACUCUUGUAAUCCCAGCCCUCAGAAGUUUGAGGCAGGAGGAUCAGGAGUUCAAGGCCUUCCUGGAGAACAUGGCACCUUGUCUUAAAAAGGGAACUAUUGGCUGGUUUGUGGUUGGCAAGAGGCAUAUUGGUAUGUGGCGUGGGCCCUCAGAAGUGAAAGGGUGUGGUCUAGGUGGGGUUUUUGACAAGCACAGCCAGGCCGAGGCACCCAUGUGAGGGUUGCUGCCUCAUUCUCAGAAUGAGGCCAUAACCCCCAAGUAGUAGAAAUGUGAACCUGUGUGGGCUGGGGACAGAGCUGAGUGUCUGAGGUGCUGAAUGAUCUUCCUAACCGGGGAGGCUAUUUCUAAAAGCAUCCAAGUCAUGUUGAACCAGAACUACUAUAUGAUCGGUGCAGUCAAGCUGCCUGGUGGUAUUUGAGGUCAAAGACUAAGAGCUGACUAUUAGACUAUUAUGGUCUAAAAGAGGAAGUCGUAAAAGCUGGCCCAUAGUAGAACGUAGCAUUGUUGGGAAAAGACUGUAGUUAAAGUCUUUUAGAGAUGCUGUGUCUAUUCAAGAGUGAGAUUCCAGGGUGGGCACAUUAGCUUUUGGAUGCCCGCUUAAGCCGCUUUGCCCAGUAGUGAAGUGUAUGGGUGUCUAUAACAAUGGGACUUUGUCUAAAGCAAUGAAGCUAUACAGCCAAGUUGCCCUUGGUUUAGUGUUUCACAACGCACUCAAAAGCAGGGGCUUUACCCUUAUUUCUAAAUUUAUAUCGAUUUUUCUUUUGAGACCAAAGCACUUCUUUGGGAGGAAGAAGAAUACGAAGUUUUGUAUUUUGACAUUUUAUUUAAAACAGUCCAUAAGAGCAAAUAGUUGUUUAUCUACCUGAAAGCUGUUUUUCUUCUUCUGCUUCUUUGGGAGGGGAGAGCCUCGCACAUACCAGACAAGUGCCGUCCUGUGGCGCUGCACACCCCGGCCCUCUCAUUUCUUCUUGACAGUAUCAUCCUAAGGUUCACCCCAGCACGUCUGGAUACGAAAAUGAUUCUGUAGUUUGUCUUUGGGAAUGUGUGUUCUUUUUUUCUUUCCUUUUCUUUUUCUUUUUCUUUUUUUUUUCCCUCAAAUCCCCAAAGGGGAAAAACAAUAGGAGCAUUGAAGUUAAAAUAAUAACUUUAAACUUUAAAAAAAAAAUAACUGGUUAAAAUCAUAGGAACAUUAAAGUGUUAAAUGCCAACCAAUUCAUUGUACUUCAGUGUCUCCAUGAAGUCACACCUCUUUAGGUCUGGAAGCUUUAACCUGCACAAUAGCCCGUGAAACCCAAGGGGGACUGUUUAGGUCUGAAAGGAGGCAGGUCCUGGCCUGCCUCUGUCACGUGGGCAUCUUCAAAGAAAACAUUUCCAGUGAGGCCGCCUGGUAGAUUGUGCUAUAAUUUUAAAUGAUGGUCUCAAUGUCCUUGACCUGACUUGUUGAGGACAGGGUGAAAAUCGGGGUGGGAUGGAGCCACUUUGUCAGGGGAAACUGAACCCACUCCCUUAACUUUCUCUCUACAGAGAGAAGGAUAGUUCACCACGAGCUGCUGUGAGUUUUGGUGACUUCUAUGUGUGUUGCUGGUGUUACAGGUCAAUGGAGAUGAGGCUGCAGUACAAACUCUGUUCCGUUUGUCCUGGAUUUUGUUCUGUAUACCUUUAAUGCUGACACCUGCGGGUUGACUGUGCGAGACCCAUCAUGAGAAUGUUAUUUAAAGUUGUAUUAUAAUGUCACCUCCACUAAUUAUUCAGUACUGUAGCAGCAAUGUAUUAUUUGUAAGAAUUUGGUUAUUUUUAUACUUAUAUCCACUCUAAGUCUGGCGUUCUAGUCAGCAAAAAAAAAAAAAAAAAUGCAAUAAAAUUAGUAAGGUUCCCAUUGGUUUUCUCUUAAAACAAGCAAA